Fusarium pseudograminearum CS3096 is the source of this 432-nucleotide messenger RNA. RefSeq lists its product as uncharacterized. Bases 1 to 432 code for a protein of 143 amino acids. The transcript has a single exon. NCBI's taxonomy places the organism in Eukaryota, Fungi, Ascomycota, Sordariomycetes, Hypocreales, Nectriaceae. The record is from RefSeq and is a predicted model, not a curated record.
AUGUGCACCUGCGAAUGGGUCCGUUUUGCCUGCGGCCAUGAAGAGAAGCGCCGCUACGUCGCCUGCACAACCCUCUCCGAAAUAAAAGACAGCUCCGAAUGUCCCUGCGGAAGCGUCGACUUUACAGUUAUCAGAUCACUGAGACCAUGCGAAAAGGCCGAAUGCACUUAUAUCGAGUGCAUGCUCGAAGGAUGGGCUUGCUGCAAGUGCAAAAAGGGCCCAAACGAGGGACACGUAUGCAAGCAGGAUGUUAAGCCAUGGCGAUGGGAAUACGUUGGAUGUGGACAUGGCUAUUGCACAAAUUGCACGCCGUGGAGGGACGGAGAGAGGAACAAGGGCGUCCAAGGACAGAAGAAUACUCAUGAAGGACCUACGAGAAAAAGGUCCAAGAAGAUUCGCAGAAGCUGGGAUGUUAUUGCCAGAAGGAGUUAG